AUGGUGCGAGGUACGAUGUUAUUUCUGUCAUUCAUUGCAAUAUGUUCGCUCACAUUGCACACGACGUGUCAUGCCCGAGAUUUGGCCGGUGCGAAAUCGCACAUCAGUCGACGCAAUGUACAAGAGAACGUUGACCAUCAUGUAGGUCAUUUAGAGCCCACCGUAGAAUCGUCUUCGAUUGCAAAAAUAGACGAAACUGAUCUCGAGACAGCAGCGACCAAACAUAAGGAUCAUCAUCAUGAAUCCGGAGGUGGUCACAAACAUGAAUCUCAUCAUCACGAGGAGCACGGUGGAAAAGGUGACAAAGGAUACAAGAGCCAUCAUCAUCACGACAAAGGUGACAGUAGUAAGCACGAUGAGGAGCAUCACUCCGGUCAUCACGAGGAACACGGAGGUAAAAAGAAGGGCCAUCAUGAUGAGCAUGAAAAAUAUGGCGAACAUCACGAGGGCGAGAAGGGUCACAAAGGUGGAAAGUUCGGUGAAAAGAAGGGCCACAAGAAGGGUCACAAAACCAAAGGUUAUCACAACAAAUUCCACAAAGAUGAGUAUCAUAAAGAACAUAAGUUUUACGAUGAUUAUCAUAAGGGUGGCCACCAUGAGAAGCACGGUGAUUUCCAAGGUCAUCAUGAGAAAAAGGAAGGCCACCAUAAGAAGGGUGGUCAUCAUCAUUCCGGUUACCAUGAAGAUCAUCAUGGCAAGAAGGGCCAUCAUGACAAAGGUCAUCACGACGAGGAACAUAAAGGUCAUCAUGGCAAACACGGUCACGAGGAGCACCAUUCUCAUCACGAUGGAUAUGGCAAGAAAGGCGAUCAUCAUUCCGGAAAGAAGUACGGCUACAAGAAGGGUUUUAUGUCGUUAAUGAUGAUGAUGGUGACCGUGAUGGUGACCGUGGCCGCUCGAAUAACCAUGCUUUUUGCCGCCAUGAUGUUCGUGCUUCUUUCCAUGAUCUUCGUGGUGAUGAUGGUGUUCUUCGUGACCAUGUUUACCAUGAUGACCAUGAUGAUCUUCAUCAUAAUGUCCUUUAUCAUGGUGACCCUUUUUACCGUGAUGAUCUUCAUGAUGGCCAGAAUGAUGAUGUCCGCCUUUCUUGUGAUGACCCUCCUUGCCAUGGUGAUGUUCAUGAUGAUCGCCAUGCUUCUCAUGAUGGCCACCUUUAUGAUAAUCAUCGUAGAAUUUAUGUUCCUUGUGGAAUUCAUCUUUAUGGGAUUUGUGAUGAUAGCCAUGAGUCUUUUCGCCUUUUUUAUGACCCUUUCCAUGGCCGAAUUUCGACUCUUUAUGGCCGUGUUCGUGCUCGUGAUGGUGACCGUGCUCAUCAUGUUCGUCGUGAUGACCUUUCUUAUGACCACCAUGCUCGUGAUGAUGACCCUCAUGAUGUUCCUUACCAUGAUCGCCAUGUUCUCCCUCUUCAUGAUGAUGAUGUCCCUUAUGACCUUUAUGACCCUCUUCACCGUGUUCUCCAUGGUGAUGGGAAUGAUGCUCAUGACCUCCACCAUGUUCGUGAUGAUGGCCAUGGUGAUGGUGAUGACAUGUAUCGCCUCUCAUUGCGUGACUAUUGCACGCGAGAUCAGUAGGGCGCAUUACGACGAUCUGCAGAUAGCCGCUACUCAUCAUCAUGAAAGCGGCCACGGGGAAGAGCAUCAUUCUGAUCAUCAUCACGAACAUGGCGGAAAAGGUGACAAAGGCUACAAGUCGGAGCAUCAUCAUGAAAAAGGUGAAAAGGGACAUCACGAUAAAGAAGGCCACUCUGGACAUUUUCACGAAGACGAAGGCCAUAAAAAACAUCAUCAUCAUGACGAUGGUUAUUAUGGCGAACACCACAAGGGUGAGAAGGGAGAGAAGGGUCACAAAUUCAAUGAGAAAGGGCAUUUCAAUAAGGGCCACAGCACGAAGGGACAUCACGAGGUUCACAAACUCGACGAGUUUAAGAAGGAUAAGGAAUUCUUCGAUGAACAUCAUGAUCAUGGUCAUCAUGAAGAACACGGUGGUCACCAUCAUGAACAUGGGCACAAGAAAGGCGGCCACUUUAAGAAAGGCCAUCAUGAUCACCAUCAUCACGAAGAUCAUUAUGGCAAGAAGGGUCAUCACGAGAAAGGACAUCAUCAUCAUGAUCAUAAGGGUCACAAAAGUCAUGGUGGUCACGACGAGCACCAUCAUCAUCAUCAUCACCAUGGCAAGAAAGGAGGCCAUGAAGACCAUAAACACUGGGGAUUCAAGAAGGGACAUUAA
Cyphomyrmex costatus is the source of this 2226-nucleotide messenger RNA. RefSeq lists its product as uncharacterized. Bases 1 to 2226 code for a protein of 741 amino acids. The record is from RefSeq and is a predicted model, not a curated record. The transcript is spliced from 3 exons. NCBI's taxonomy places the organism in Eukaryota, Metazoa, Arthropoda, Insecta, Hymenoptera, Formicidae.